Aspergillus ochraceoroseus IBT 24754 is the source of this 3249-nucleotide messenger RNA. Its product is annotated as DEAD/DEAH box helicase. Bases 52 to 3207 code for a protein of 1051 amino acids. Gene Ontology annotation, cellular component: nucleus. The record is from RefSeq and is a predicted model, not a curated record. Gene Ontology annotation, biological process: double-strand break repair via homologous recombination; reciprocal meiotic recombination. Gene Ontology annotation, molecular function: ATP-dependent chromatin remodeler activity; DNA translocase activity; ATP binding. The transcript has 2 exons. NCBI's taxonomy places the organism in Eukaryota, Fungi, Ascomycota, Eurotiomycetes, Eurotiales, Aspergillaceae.
GCAAACGAGGCCAGGUUUGAAAGACGAUAUAUAUAUAUAUAUACGCUCACUAUGGUCUUUAAACCGUUCAAGCCCCCUUCAGUAAGGAAACCGUUUCAGCCUCCGACUUCGAUCCCGAAACCCGAUUUGUCGGACACGGCGGCCUCGAAAAGCGAUAAUGAUGAUGAGAAUCAUGCCGAUGAUGAUGGUGAUGGUGAUAAGCCACUGAAGAAGCGACCGCGGCUGGCAUCAGAUACAAACACAGAUACGGAUAAGAAUACGAGACCUGCCAUAGGGCUGUCGACGAGCCAUCAGAGACGAAGGCCUUUGUUGCAGGUGAACAAUGGGAGCGAAUCAUCACUGAGCAAUAGCUCUAAUAGUGGUGAGGAUGUUUCUAUCGCAGAGAGAUAUUUUAAUGUGUUAUGGCGAAAACCAACGACGAAGAAAAAAAACAAAACCUGGGAUGGUGACGGUAUUCUUUCCUCGCGGGAUGGGUACGUUUAUCUCCAGGAUGUCUCGUCGGGCAAGGAUAUGGGCAGGGCGAUGCAGGGGCCCGGGGCUACUCUGAACCCUGGUGUUGUGCUUUCUGUUGGCGGCAAGGAAGUUGAGAUUGACUCGGAGAUUCCGAGGACGGAGUAUCUUUCUGGGAAAAGGUUUCUGGAGAAUAAUAACAAGGUUGUCGAGCCUGCGCGUACACCUGAUUCCGAGCCUGCAGCAGGAAGGAAGACUCGAAUGCAGCCGGAGAAGAAAGCAUUUGUUCCUGCGUCGGGGAAUAUGACGGUUGAUCUGACGGUUUCGCCUGUCGGGAAGAAUACGACGACCGCGACGACGACGACAAGGGCGAAGAUCCAGGUUGAGAAGAGGCGUCCGCCCGGGUUGAGUUUGAGCUUAGGCCUGGUGGGUUCCGCGUCGAAGAAUAGCGCGGGGGUGUCGAGUGCGUACAAGAGGCCUUUGGUUGAGGGGGCAGUUGUGCCUCCCCCUCCGUCAGCUUCUUCUGUGUCUUCGUUGAACCGACCGGUCCCGCGCCAUGACCCGAACCAGCCCGGUGCGUUGGUGAUGAAGAGGCCGGAUACCGUACCUAAGGGGAAACAAGUUGUCGAUGUGGUUGUGGAUCCUAUUCUAGGGAAGCAUUUACGGCAGCACCAACGCGAGGGAGUGCAGUUUCUGUAUGAGUGUGUGAUGGGGAUGAGGUCGUUUACUGGGGAGGGCGCGAUUCUAGCGGAUGACAUGGGGCUAGGGAAGACGCUGCAGACAAUUACGCUUCUGUGGACAUUGCUAAAGCAGAAUCCGGUAUACGAGAGUCCUCCGGUGAUCAAAAAGGCUUUGAUCGUGUGUCCGGUCACUUUGAUUAAUAACUGGAGGAAAGAGUUUCGCAAGUGGCUUGGGAAUGAGCGGAUUGGGGUCUUCGUUUUUGAUGAUAAAAGGAAACGCUUGACGGAUUUCACGAUGGGCAAGGCCUAUAGUAUUAUGAUUGUUGGGUAUGAGAAGUUGAGGACUGUACAGGAGGGCCUUGCUCGUGGGAGUGGAGUGGAUAUUGUUAUUGCAGAUGAGGGACAUCGGUUGAAAACGCUGCAGAACAAGAGUGGCCAGGCUAUCCAGUCGCUCAGUGCUACGAAAAGGGUCAUUCUUUCGGGCACACCAAUCCAGAAUGAUCUGAAGGAGUUGUUUGCCGCGGUUGAUUUGGUCAACCCGGGUGUUUUGGGGUCAUUCAAGUCCUUUAUCAAAGAGUUUGAGGGGCCGAUCGUGAGAAGCAGACAGCCCGAAGCCACGAGAAAGGACAUCGAAAAGGGCGAGGCAAGAAAUGAAGAGUUGAGAGAGCUUACCUCGAAAUUCAUGCUCCGAAGGACAGCUGACAUUUUGGCUAAAUAUCUGCCCCCGAAGACGGAGUACGUGCUCUUCUGCAAUCCAACAACCACGCAGGCAAAGAUAUACCAAAAUGUGCUUUCAUCGCCAGUCUUUCAAUGCGCCCUGGGCAACUCCGAAAGUGCUUUGCAGCUCAUCACCAUCUUAAAGAAACUGUGCAACAGUCCCUCCUUGCUCGCACCGAAAAACACCGACGACACCCCCAGCGAGACAAUCGCAGCCUUGCUAUCCUCCCUCCCACCGAACCUCCUCCGCCACUUCUCCCCAUCCAGCAGCGCAAAGAUCCGCGUCCUAGACCAACUCCUGCAUAACCUGCGCACCUCCACUACCGAAAAAAUCGUCCUCGUCUCAAACUACACCUCCACCCUGAACCUCCUUGCCACUCUCCUCACCUCGCUCUCCCUCCCCUUCCUGCGCCUGGACGGCUCCACCCCGGCCCAGAAACGCCAAGCGCUCGUCGAAGACUUCAACCGACUCCCCGCAAACCUAUGCUUUGCCUUCCUCCUCUCCGCUAAAGCCGGAGGCACAGGCCUCAACCUUAUUGGCGCCAGCCGCCUCGUCCUCUUCGAUGUAGACUGGAACCCGGCAACAGAUAUCCAAGCUAUGGCGCGGAUCCACCGAGACGGCCAGAAACGACCCUGCCAUAUCUAUCGGAUCUUGCUAAAGGGUAGCCUUGAAGAGAAAAUCUGGCAGCGCCAGGUAACGAAGCUCGGGCUUGCCGACAGCGUCAUGGAGCGCAAGGACAGUGUUGCGCAAUUCUCGCGCGACGAGCUGAAGGAUUUGUUUCGCCUGGACACGCAGAGCAAAUGCCAGACGCAUGAACUGUUGGCCUGCGAUUGUGGCGGGAGAGGGGAUGCGGAAACCAGCAAUACCGGCUCGCAUUCACCCGUAACUUCAUUAGAAGAAAAGCAAGAAGAAGAAGAAGAGGAAGAAGAGGAAGAGGAAGACGACUUCCCCGACCUCCCAACCCUAAUAAAGGCCUCUGAACUCGACAUGGAAAAACAAGAACAACUCUUGCGCACUACUACCGCACACCAGAAACGUAAACUUAUUCUCUCUUCUCGUCGCUCAAGCAGCGGCAGCACCGGUACCACCACGCAGAAAAACAAAAUGAUCCAGCAGUCUCUAUCGCAAUAUCUGCAUAUCGACCCUUUACUUCUUUUCCCACUCGAAGACGCAAACGGGGCCCAGACUGACGGAGUGGAUGGCGAUGAUAAUAAUGAGCUACAGCAGUUGAUUGACGACGAGGUACUGCGUUCCGUGCUAAGGUCGGAGGAGAAUAGGGUGCAUUAUAUUUUUAAGAAGGCGAGUUCGUCCGAGAUGAAGGGGGGUGGUGCUUCUGUUUUCCUACGUAACCUAGAAUAGAAUUUAGGAUUUCUGUAUUAUUAGAAGUUCACAUUUAUCAAU